GAGUAUAUAGAGGAACACAGGGGUCUGUACAAGGACGUGAUGAUGGAGAAUCACCGGCCCCUCACAUCACUGGAUGGACCCAGUAACAGAGAUACCCCAGAGAGAUGUCCCCGUCCUCUGUAUUCCCAGUAUUGUACAGAGGAGACUCACAGGACCCCACAGGAGGAUCAGGUAGAAGAUCUGUCAGAUAUAAAGGCAGAAGAUAUAGAGGGAGAAGAAGAGGCGUAUGUGACUGAUAUAAAGGCAGAAGAUAUAGAGGAAGAAGAGACGUAUGUGACUGAUAUAAAGGCAGAAGAUAUAGAGGGAGAAGAAGAGACGUAUGUGACUGAUAUGAAGGCAGAAGAUAAAGAGGGAGAAGAAGAGACGUAUGUGAGGGGUGAUCAGCAAUGUAAGGAGGAGGAAAUCCCUACAGAUAUCACAGAUGGACACACAAGCAGGAACAUCUCAGAAGGACAUCUAAUGUUAUCCCCGGAUUGUAACAUAAAAGAUAAUGACAGUAGACCGGAUUCUCCAGGAGAUAACCCCAUUACCCCAAUUAUACAUCCAGCUCUAUCAGCUGAUCCCUCUGAUCCUGGGGAAUGUUCUCCUGAUCACUCUGAUAUUGGUGCAUCUGUUACAGCUCUGACAGUAGAUACAGUGUUUCCCUGUUCUGUAGAUGCCAAAUGUUUUCCACAGAACACAAAGGCUCUUAACUCACAGACAGGUAAGGCAGGUGAGAGUCCAUUUCUAUGUUCCGAGUGUGGGAAAUGUUUUACAUACAAAUCAGCUCUUGUUAUACAUCAGCGAAGUCACACAGGUGAGAGGCCAUUUCCAUGUUCUGAGUGUGGGAAAUGUUUUGCACAUAAAUCAGAUCUUGUUACACAUCGGAGAAGUCACUCAGGUGAGAAACCAUUUCCAUGUUCUGAGUGUGGGAAAUGUUUUACACUGAAAUCACAUCUUGUUAAACAUCAGAGAUGUCACACAGGUGAGAAACCAUUUCCAUGUUCUGAGUGUGCAAAAUGUUUUGCACAUAAAUCAGAUCUUGUUACACAUCGGAGAAGUCACACAGGUGAAAAACCAUUUUCAUGUUCUGAGUGUGCGAAAUGUUAUGCACAUAAAUCAGAUCUUGUUGCACAUCGGAGAAGUCACACAGGUGAGAAACCAUUUUCAUGUUCUGAUUGUGGGAAAUGUUUUACACAGCAAUCAAAUCUGAUUACACAUCAGAGAAGUCACACAGGUGAGAAACCAUUUCCAUGUUCUGAGUGUGGGAAAUGUUUUACACUGAAAUCAAAUCUUGUUACACAUCAGAAAAGUCACACAAGUGAGAAACCAUUUUCAUGUUCUGAAUGUGGGAAAUGUUUUACACUGAAAUCAGAACAUGUUACACAUCAGAGAAGUCACACAGGUGAGAAACUAUUUCCAUGUUCUGAGUGUGGGAAAUGUUUUGCACAUAAAUCAAAACUUGUUACACAUCAGAGAAGUCACACAGGUGAGAAACCAUUUUCAUGUUCUGAGUGUCGGAAAUGUUUUACACAGCAAUCAAAUCUGAUAACACAUCAGAGAAGUCACACAGGUGAGAAACCAUUUCCAUGUUCUGAGUGUGGAAAAUGUUUUACACUGAAAUCAAAUCUUGUUACUCAUCAGAGAAGUCACAGGUGAGAGGUCAUAUCCAUGCUCUGAGUUUGAGAAGUAAAUCAGCUCUGUUUCACACAAUAGACAUCACACAGGUGAGGAUCCUUUUUAUUCUCAUCACCUUUGCCAUGCAAUUUUCCUCAAGGUUCUUAUCCUAUGUCCUAUGCUUUUUGCUGCCACUGGGUGAAACAAUAAGACGUCAUGCUCUUGUCUACCACUGCUGUGCAGAUGACCUGUCUUUUUCUCUGUGUACUCGGAAACCCAAUACUAAUCCUAAGUGUCUGUCUAGCUGAGCUCCAGGUGUGGGUGAUGGUAGUUGUCUGUGGGGCAGAUGUAUUAAGCCUGGAGAAGUGAUAAA
Molecule: messenger RNA, 1969 nt
Organism: Pseudophryne corroboree (corroboree frog)
Lineage: Eukaryota; Metazoa; Chordata; Amphibia; Anura; Myobatrachidae
Product: oocyte zinc finger protein XlCOF22-like
Exons: 4
Coding region: 40-1638 (532 amino acids)
Source: RefSeq, a predicted model, not a curated record